Molecule: messenger RNA, 2489 nt
Organism: Haliotis rufescens (red abalone)
Lineage: Eukaryota; Metazoa; Mollusca; Gastropoda; Lepetellida; Haliotidae
Product: A-agglutinin anchorage subunit-like
Exons: 15
Coding region: 465-2258 (597 amino acids)
Source: RefSeq, a predicted model, not a curated record
ACAUGGUCAGUGUGACUAUGGCAGAUUCGAAGCCAGAGUUAUAGAUCUCUGGUACGCCUAACGGACACAGUGCUGCAGAGCGAAUAGCGACGCCUCUUACGACCCUGUAGCAGUUGUCAUUGUCAACAUGCCAAUACACAUAUCGAUGUCACGCACAUGACAAGAAAAAAAACCAACAUGGUGGAUUGAUCUGGACGGGAUUACUUGGCAGUGUUUGUGACUACACUUUGAAAAGUAUAGUUUGGUUCGUUACAUCAGCCAAAAAGGCUCUCUGUGUGUCAUCUCCCUUGAUCUCAACCUGAAGUCCUAUUGCCCGCAAGGCUACAGUUUCAAGUGGCCACCACUGUGACAUUCCUGGAAUGCUACUGCAAGCUGUCACGUCCAUAUUCUCCCACUCUACGUUGUGACGUGUGAACACAUGUGGAUAUUUCUACGACAGCAAGUGGUACAAUCGUUUGUUGAAAAUGAUGGUUAAACAAAACCAAGUACAUGUAUUACUGGUUCUGACUGUGACUUUCAUCCAUGGUGUAUCCCCUACACAAGCACCGUGUCCAGGUGGAGUGGCAACACUGGAGACAGAAUACAACAUAACUUGUGACAGAAGCAACUAUACCGGCUUUAUAUGGGUACGACCAACUGAUGACCGGUAUGUCGUCACCUGCAACCCAAGCUGCAGCCCCGUGGCUGGAUACAGUGCAACUAUGAACGCCACACACUCUACACUCACUAUACACAGUGUCGGAGUGAAUGAUGCUGGAACAUGGAGGAUACAAGAUGCAAUAAAUGAUACAAGUGCGCCGCAAGGCGUGUGUGAAGUGAUGGUCUCCAACAUUUCUUCGACAACACGUGACACGCCAACGUCUGUCGAUAUUUCUUCGACAUCAGGUGACACGCCGACGUCUUCUGAUUCCAUAUCUACAACGGCUGUGACUCCUACGUCAACAGGUGCUUCCCUAAUAGCUUCCAUGUGUCCAGCGGGUGUCGGUCUUCUUGAAGCAGAUUACACCAUAACUGGUGACAGAAGCAGCUAUACAGGCUUUAUAUGGGUACGACCAAGUGAUGGCCGGUAUGUCGUCACCUGCAACCCCAGCUGCAGCCCCGUGGCUGGAUACAGGGCAACUAUGAACGACACACACUCUACACUCACUAUACACAGUGUUAAGAUGGAAGAUGCUGGUACAUGGAAGAUCGUGGAUGCGACUGUAGUGGAUCCCAUCCCUGUAGACGUGUGUCAUCUGACCGCAGCUAAAAUUCCGCAAUGUAACAUCAGCAGUGAUGUGGACACAGACGCCCUUGAGCUCGGCACAAACCUGACAGUCACAGUGUACAUCAACGGCUACUACUGUUCCCAGGAAACUGUCUUUAACCUUACCACUGGUGUUCUCAUGGAGACGUUGUUGACGAAACACAACGUCAGUGAUGUCACGACUGACGUCAUUAACAAAACUAUCAAUAUUGUCCUUUCACGUUUUGGUGACGUCACGGUGUCGUUUGCAUGUGACGUCAUGAGCAGUGAUCUGAGCUGUAGUGGAGUAAAGAGUUUGUUAAAAAGUCCCCCACAGUGCAACAUCAGCAGUGAUACAGACACCGAUGUACUGGAGCCAGGUACAACUCUCACUCUGACAGUGGACAUCAGAGGCUACUUCUGUUCUCAACAAGCUGGGUUUGAUCUCACUACUGGCAGCGUCACAGACGUCUUGUUGCAGAACCAGACCACGCACAACAUCACCGACACUGUCCAGCACCACUUCUUCAACGUCUCAUCUGAUCGUUUGGGAAAUGUCAGUGUUAUGUUUAGAUGUGACAACAGCAAUAGAUCACUUACGUGCGAUGGAGUUUCCAAGUUAAGCGCUGCUCCUUCACCAACAACAUCCCCCACAUCGACAGCUGCUCCUUCACCAACAACAUCCCCUACGUCGACAGCUGCUCCUUCACCAACAACAUCCCCCACAUCGACAGGAACGAGCAACACGUCACCAAGCUCACCAACAGCAUCUGAGAGGUCGUCAACACCCACAAGUCCAUCUACUACAGAGUCAUCACCAUCCGACCUUACCUUAGGUCUUGCUAUUGGACUAACGCUGCUCUUUUGUGUAAUUGCACUUGCUAUUGCAUUACGUUUCCACCAGGAAAGGCUUAAAAAAAAUGGGAAGUACAUUGUAACAGGAAAGCCUGGUCGAGAGAAAGGUUAUUCUGGUAAGUGUCAAAAUCAGUGUCUGGAAAUGCCGAUUCAGGACAACCUUUCAUCCAAAGGCUAAUUACCAUGUAGCCUGCAAAUCACUCAAUUGCCAUUACAUAAAAAUGCUGAUCUCAAUAUAAAUGAUCAUCACCAUUGCAUUGUGCCCAAGGGGGGCACAGGGGGCCCUGUCAUCUAAGGCGCCGCGAUUCGCUGAGCAGAUUUGCGUAACUUUGAAACACCAGAAACCUAUGAUAGUGGUUCGAAUCCUGGUUCGUCCCGAUUAUGAUUCUAGGUUUGUCAGCACCAUACC